CGCCCGGCUUCUGUAAACAAAGGUACACGUGCGAUCUGCGCGUGAUUAAUUUCCCUGGUUAGUAACGGGCUUAAUAGAAGGAAUGCCUGUUACCUGUGCAGCACAAGGGUGUGGAAACAAGCCGAAGACGUACAGCACCCGGAUAUUUCACGUUAUUCCCACCGACGCGGACCGGAGAAAAGCGUGGUUUGAUGCUCUGGGACUUCCAGAAAAACCCGUUUUGGAAAAUAAAAGAUGUAUGGUUUGUGAGGAACAUUUCACCAAGGAGGACUACUUUGAAAAAAUGCAGCAUUCGACCCAGACAAUGGUGCGGCGGCUGAAAAAGACGGCAGUCCCGUCCUUGUUUUGUAAACAACCAAAAGAAACCGGUGAAAACCACAGCGUGUCCAUGGAGGAAGCUUCAGAGCCAGGAACUUCGGCCGAUGUUGGAGACCCAGAGUCGGGGGGUGAGUCCUCACGCAAUCUCCCUGAAGUGGAAGAGGGACAAGAGCAGGAGAACAAGCCAAACAAUCAGGAAACGGAACAUCAUUCUUCCUCGGAGGAGUCAAUCAAAGCGUCGGAAUCUGAAAUAGAAAAUUCGGAGAUGAAGACUGAUGAUGAGCCGGAGCUUAAAGAGGAAAUGAAAACAGUCCGGAGCAAAAGUCCAGAGGAGACUGCUGCAGGACCAGAGGACAAGACCUCUGAUGACAAAGACGAUGUAAAACAGACAGAUGAUGACAUGAAGACGGAGGAGGAGAAGGAUGGGAUACAGGAAAAGUCUUCUCCAUCAGGAGACGAAGAGGAUGUAAAACAGACGAAGGAUGACAUGAAGACGGAGGAGGAGAAGGAUGGGAUACAGGAGGAGAAGGAUGGGAUACAGGAGGAGAAGGAUGGGAUACAGGAGGAGAAGGAUGGGAUACAGGAGGAGAAGUCUUCUCCAUCAGGAGACGAAGAGGAUGUAAAACAGAUGGAUGAUGAAUCGAAGGAGGAGAAGGAUGGGAUGCAGGAGGACAAAUCGUCUCUGGCGGGGAAGCCAUCGGUCUCCAUGGCGGAGGACCUGGAUGAGAUGAUGGACAUUGGGACCGUGGACCAGGUGGACCAGGAAGCUCAGAUGAAGGAAGAGGAUCAGAACAGUUCUGAGAGCAGCUGUUCCGCCGCUGAACUACAAAAAGUCAUCGUUCCUAGCUCUGCUGAGGAGGAGGCCGACGUGAAACCGACGACCUCUGACCUGAUACGGUCCAGCUCGUCUCCGUCGUCUGAAACUGCGACGAGCACCGGAAGAGAGAGCUCGUCGCCGCCCGUGAACGGGAUGAAGACGGUCAAGCAGUCGCUGCCCAGGUUAAACGAUGAGAACUCCAAGUCUGAAUCUGAUCCCAUCAAGUCAUCUCCUCCUCCUUCUCCUCCUCUGACCAAAGUGAAGGACGAGCCGGUGGACGAGGAGUACGACCAGGCGCUGGUGUCGGCCACGUCCACAGCGAGCGUGAAAGACGAGCCCGGAAAGGAUGACCUGAAGAUCGGUUCGGUCUUCUCCGUGACUCCGCCCGCUGAAUCCCAGACGCAGCCCAACACCUCCUCGCUCCACAUGUCCUGUUCCUACUGCAAGAAGAACCUGCUGAAAGGACAGACGGCGUUCCAGAGGAAAGGCUCUCCGGCGCUGUUCUGCUCCACGGCCUGCCUCACCACCUCGCUGCCGUCGGUGAGAGGCCCCUCCAAGGUCUGCUUCAACUGUCAGAAGUUGAUAUUCCGACCUCAGGAGGUCAUCCAGACUCCUGAUUCCAAAGGAAAUGUGAGGGAAUUCUGCAGCCAGAACUGCCUGACCGCCUUUAACUACAAGCAAAACCCUGUCGGCCCGAAGUUGUCCGCCGGCCCGACGAAACCCGCGCAGAGCCAGUCGGUGUGCAGCAUGUGCUCCAUAACCAGCACCAGCAAACACGAGGUGAUCCUGAGCGGCACCGUUCACAAGAUGUGCAGCGACGCCUGCUUCAACCGCUUCCGCACCGUCAACAACCUGUCGAUGGCGGGCUGCGCCUGCUGCGGCUCCUUCUGCCACAGCAGGCCGCUCAUGCUGAAGAUGGACGACAGCAGCAAGACUCUGUGCAACAGCGAGUGUCUGGCCAAAUUCAAAGAGAAAACCAAGAUCAACCAGACGUGUUCGAUGUGCCGCAGCGUCCGCCCCGUUCCCCAGAUGGUCGACAACAAAAAUAGCGACGACUCUGUGAACCUGUUCUGCAGCAACAGCUGCGUGAUGGCCUUCAAAGUUCAAAGUGUCAGUUCUUCAGGAACUCGACUGAACUGUGACUACUGCAGCAAAACCACCGUACCGUCAUACCACCUGGCCAUGUCCGACACCUCCAUCAGGAACUUCUGCUCGCUGCCGUGCGUCAUGUCCUUCCAGGAGAAGUUUAAGAAGAGCCAGUCUCAGCUGAGCGUUUUCACCAAACUCUCUGUGGCAUCGUCCCAGAGCCCGGUCGCCACCACGACCGUCCAGAAGAAGCAGCCGGAGACCAAAGAGCCGUCCAGACUCGCCUGCUGCCAGUGCAGCAAGAGCAUCGUCAGCAAACCGGAGCUCAUUCAGAUCAAGGAUAAGCUGCUUUUCUUCUGCUCUGCCGACUGCUCCGCCGAGUACAAGAAGGUCAACGCUGUGAUCAGCCUGUGCGAGUACUGCAAGAUAAAGAAGUUCAUCAGAGAGGCCAAAAGGAUCGACAACAAGGACUGCUACUUCUGCAGCGACGGCUGUAAGCUCCUCUUCAGACACGAGCUGAGUAAGAACUGGGGCAAGCACUGUCAGGCCUGCGCGUACUGCCAGUGUGUGUCCAGGAAGCUGGUGACGGCGCAGUACGGCACCUCCAUCGAGGAGUUCUGCUCAGACGAGUGCCGGUCCAAGUACACCAUGCUCUUCUGCCACGUGGCCAAGUGCGACAGCUGCGGACGGAAGGGGAAGCUGAAGGAGAGCCUGCCUCUGCUCGGGGAGGUCAAACACUUCUGCGGCCUCAUCUGUAUGCUGAAGUUCUGCAUCGACACCGUGGUGACGCAGGGGCCGGUGAACGCAGGUGCAGGAGAGGACACACCUGUGAUCGCCAACGUCGUGUCACUGGCCGACCAAUCAGCAGAAGACAUAAACGACACACCUGCUGCACCAAGUGCAAACUCACACCUCCAGUCAAAGAGCUGCGGACACAUCAGCACCCAGACCGAGCCCAUGCGCUCCCACCCUCCUCCUCCUCCACCGAAGGUCCUGAAGAACAAAGCUCUGCUCUGCCGGCCGCUGGUGCAGAAUAAAGGAGUUUCCUGCCGAGCGCAGAUGGCGGAAGCGGAGACGCAGACGGACGACGCCUUCCCAAAAGUCCUGGUUCUGCCGGUUCCUGUUCCCGUUUACCUUCCUGUACCCAUGGGCAUGUACAGCCAGUAUGCCCCCAAGCCCGUGGGCCUCCCGUUGCCUCUGCCUGUCCCGAUGUUUCUUCCCGUGACGAUGAACAGCGCCGAGCGCAUCGUGGAGACCAUAAAGGAGAUCAAGCAGAAGAUCCCGUCGAAUCCUUUUGAGGCGGAGCUCAUCCUCAUGGCCGAGAUGGUGGCAGAAGAGGAGGAGGAGAAGGAUGACAAACAGGAAACUCAGAAGGAAAAAGCGUUUGGGAAUGAGGCGGAGAAGCCAGAGGCGGCUGCAGGAGAUGACCGCGUCAGUAACUAUAGCGAUGACUUGGAUACGGACGACUUGGCCAGUUUCCUGAACAACUGGGAAGACCCCUCCUCCGAUUCCGGUCUGAAGUUGUCGAGUCAAUCAAACGCUUCCGGGAAGCCGACCACGUAUCCAGAGGACACGCCCCCUGAGCCGUACGUGGAACCGCUGCCGCCCCCCAUGGACAUCGAAGCAGACUUCACUAUCGAAACCGUGGAGAGGAUGGCCCGGAUGAGAGAGCUCUGCAGAACUCCGAGUCCUUCGCCCGUACCGAAGCGACGGCAAGCUGCCCGGAAAGCCCGAGACAAACGGGGUCGAAAGUCGCAGCGACCUUCUAAAGCCGCGGAAGCCGCCUCUCCCAGGAAGAUGGUGUGUGCGGAGAUGCAGAAGCUGAAGAGCGAGUACGGAGUGGAUGCUUGGAAGCGCUGGAUCCAGUGGAGACAAACUCAGCCCAACCUGGAGCAGCGGCGCCUGGGCUCGCGGCCUCUGGAGCUGAGGGAGGACCUUCUCCGCUGCACCACCGCCGAACUCAGCUACGGUCUGUGCUGCUUCAUCAACGAGGUGAAGCGGCCGGGCGGAGAGCAGUAUUCCCCCGACAGCCUGUUCUACCUCUGCCUCGGCAUCCAGCAGUACCUGUUUGAAAACGGCCGUGUGGAGAACAUCUUCAUGGACCAUUUCUACGGGAAGUUCUCGUCGGAGUUCACCAGCAUGCUGAAGGGUUUCAAACCCACGGUCACGUCCAGCGGUUACGUCCAUUCCCGAGUGGAGGAGAACUUCCUGUGGGACUGUAAACAGCUGGGGGCGUACUCCCCCAUCGUCCUGCUCAACACUCUCCUCUUCUUCGGCUGUAAAUACUUCGGCUUCACCACGGUGGAGCAGCACCGCCAGCUGUCCUUCGCACACGUCAUGCGCUGCACCAAGACCAACCCGAACGGCACCAAGACCACCUUCCUGCGCUUCUACCCGCCCAUAUCCGUCAACGAGACGGAGCUGGAUCCAGACGUGGUUCCAGCGAAGAGGCGUAAAGAAGAGGGUAAGGAGGAGAUCCUGGAGAUGAUGGAGAACACGGAGAAUCCCCUUCGCUGUCCCGUCAGGCUGUACGAGUUCUACCUUUCCAAGUGCUCGGAGUCGGUCAAACAGCGCACCAACAUGUUCUACCUUCAUCCGGAGCGCUGCUGCGUCCCCAACAGCCCGCUCUGGUUCUCCUCCACUCCUCUGGACGACGGCGCCAUGGAGGCCAUGCUCACCCGCAUCCUCGUCGUCAGAGAGCUGCACCUCAAGGCCAAGAAAGACGAUGUGCAGAGAGAGGAAGGCGUGCAGAAAGACGACCCACCUUUUAUACCAGACGGGCAGGACGAGGACUCGGAGUGACAAACAGAACCGAAGUGACCUUCUAGUGGUUUUCAGGUGGAUUGUAAAUAAACGUUGGCAACAGCUUGUUCCGGAAAACUCCAACAGCGGCGUGCUGAGCUCCAGAGAAUCACGUCAACAGGAAGUUGCACAUUUUUAGACGCACAGCGACCGCUCAGCUUUUCCUGCUGCUCAGGACGCAGCCGAUCCGUGUUAUGCUUGCUUCCUUUCCUUUAUGUUCAUGUGUUCAGAUCCAUCAGUGCACACAGAUCUUCGUGUUGUCUGGGUAGAGGUCAACGGCGAUGAGAUGGGGAAGAAACAGAAAUUCUGAUUGGUUUGUUUCAGAAGAAAAGGGUUUAAUGAGGAUUUAUCUGUUUUUUUCCUCCUGGAUCUGUCGUUUGUUUUGGGAAUCUAAGAGUUUAAGAAGAUUUCUGUUAAAAGGGUUCAUUUUUAUUCCUACUGUAAUGAAACGUGCUAAAAGCUUUUGACUUUUCCAAAAUUCUGUCGUCUUUUGUUUCAAGAGGCCUUUUGACAUUCGUUCACAUUAGCACAAAAGGAAAUGUUUUGGGAAUUCAUGUUUAAACAUUUUGGACAUAAAUGGACAAAUCACCACCACCAGUGUCCAAUCCGUGCUCUUAAAGAUAAGUUAUAAGUAGAUUUAAAGAAAUUUGGUCACAUGAUGGAUUUGAAUGUAACUGAAGUUGCUGUGAAGUAAUCUAAGGAGUACAAAUUACUGAUGUGUGUAAAAACUCUUUUCCGAUGCUGGUCCUGAGGUGAGUUUUUUGGGAAUGCUGUGUCAUCCAAAAUGAAUCCUGUUCUAUAAAACAAUGCUUAUUUCAAUCCACUCAAGCUUAUGAUGUUCGUAGUCUGUAGCUGCCUAGACUUUUUAUAUUGUUUGUUCUUUUUUAAUAAAACAUUUUAAACACUA
Nothobranchius furzeri (turquoise killifish) is the source of this 5930-nucleotide messenger RNA. Its product is annotated as zinc finger MYM-type protein 4. The record is from RefSeq and is a predicted model, not a curated record. NCBI's taxonomy places the organism in Eukaryota, Metazoa, Chordata, Actinopteri, Cyprinodontiformes, Nothobranchiidae. Gene Ontology annotation, molecular function: zinc ion binding.